Molecule: messenger RNA, 1084 nt
Organism: Diabrotica balteata
Lineage: Eukaryota; Metazoa; Arthropoda; Insecta; Coleoptera; Chrysomelidae
Source: the annotation of a GenBank genome assembly
GGCUGGUGUAAAUAGUUACCUACGAGUCAUUGAAAGGUAUUAACAGUUUUCAAAAUGUCGCUUAAAAUGUAUAAUGGUGUCAAAAUACCAAUAAUUGGACUAGGGACUUGGCAGUCUACAAACGAAGACGAACUGGAAGCUGCCCUCGAUACUGCAUUAACUAUUGGGUACCGGCAUAUAGACACGGCGGCUGUCUACCGUAACGAAAAAUGUAUCGGAAAAGUUUUACGGAAAUGGUUUGAUGCUGGAAAGUUAAAAAGGGAAGAUGUAUUUAUUACUACUAAGCUUGGUCCUGAACAAACUCAUCCAGAUUUAGUUGAAUCGGCAUUAAAGGACUCCUUAGAAAAGUUACAAUUGGAAUAUGUAGAUCUUUAUCUUGUGCAUUUUCCUAUGCACAUGAAAUUAGUCGAUCCUCUUAAACCGUGGGACAUGUUGGAUACAGAUUAUCUUGAUGUUUGGAAGAAAAUGGAAGAACAAGUUGAUUGCAAACGGGCUCGAACUAUAGGAACUUCUAACUUUAGCAUUGAACAAAUGGAGAGAAUAAUGAAAAACUCAAGAAUAAAGCCAGCCAAUACGCAAGUGGAACUUCAAGUCUACUUCCAACAAAAGGAAUUACGAGAAUAUUGUCGGAAAAACAAUAUUGUCGUAGUUUCCUACUCUUCACUCGGAUCUCCAGGAGCACCAGACUUCUUUAAAAAGAUAGGAAGAACGGUGCCUGUUCCAAAUAUUCUGGGAGAUCCGGUAGUAUGCGCUGUUGCUAAGAAACACAAAAGAACACCCUCACAAAUUAUUCUGAGUUAUUUAACUCAAAAUGACAUUGUAGUAAUUCCUAAAACCGUAAAACCAGAUAGACUUCAAGAAAACUUUGAUAUUUUGGAUAUCAUUUUGGAUUCAGACGAUUUAACCGCUUUAGAAAAAUUGGACAAAGGUACAGCGGGAAGAAUAUUUGAUAUGUCACAUAUUAAUCCAAAGAUAAAGGAGCACGUCCACUACCCCUUUGAAAAAUAAAGAAAAUCACAGCUUGUAAUUGUUUGUUAUGUAUAGUAAACUAUUUAUAAGUAAAUAAAUAAAGUUCUUAACGUUA